Olea europaea var. sylvestris is the source of this 1371-nucleotide messenger RNA. Its product is annotated as probable vacuolar amino acid transporter YPQ3. Lineage: Eukaryota; Viridiplantae; Streptophyta; Magnoliopsida; Lamiales; Oleaceae. The transcript is spliced from 12 exons. The record is from RefSeq and is a predicted model, not a curated record. Bases 55 to 1224 code for a protein of 389 amino acids.
ACAAUUCUCCGCAUCCAUGAGCUUAUAUUCUAGCGAACUUUUGAAGAGAUAAAUAUGAAGCCCUCAAAACUUUCUUACUGUCCUAAAGAGGAAAAACCUUGUAUCAGAUGGAUUGAAAAAUACUUGAAGGAUUGUCUGUGCAACCUCAAUGAUGAAAUAUCAUUUGGUUUCGGAAUUGCGAGUUUAAUUUGUUGGGCAGUGGCAGAAAUCCCACAGAUUAUUACUAACUUCAAUAACAAAUCUUCGGAUGGUGUCUCUUUGGCAUUUCUUGGCACUUGGAUUGUUGGUGAUGUGUUCAAUCUUCUAGGAUGCAUUCUCGAACCAGCUACAUUACACACCCAGUUUUACACUGCAUGGCUCUAUACAACAGUUACAAUCAUAUUGGCACUCCAAUGCAUUUACUACAACCAUUUUCUUCCGUGCUUGAGAAAGCGACGGAAAAUUGAAGCAAAAACAGAUAAAGAUGAGACUGAUGCUCCAAAAUCGAAGUUUGAAGAUGGAAGAAAAACAACAUCAAAUGUUCCUGUUGAGGUACCACGUAGGAGGGACUUCUACUACAUUUCAGCAAGAUCUUUGGCUAGCAGUGAUAGUUCACCAAUGAAUAAGUGUUAUAUAAAGGCAAGGAGCGGUCCUCCUGAUCUGGAACAUGAUUCAGACUCUUCAUCUGAAGAAGAUGAAUCAUUUCUUCCUUUCUUCAACAAGGCUGUUAUUGUUAGUCAGCCUCGAAAUAUUCCGCGUCUGGUGGGAUAUGGAACAUUUGCAGCUGCUUCUGCAAAUCUUCCCUUCUUAACAAGAGCUUUAACAGAUGCCAGUGGCUCAAUUUUCACAGGAAGGAGAUUUUUGAAGGAACGGGCAUUCCAAGAAAAUGCAUAUGGACAAUGGUUGGGUUGGUUGAUGGCUGCAAUAUAUAUGGGUGGACGAAUCCCGCAAAUUUGGUUGAGUAUCAAAAGAGGGAGUGUGGAGGGAUUGAACCCUCUAAUGUUCGUUUUUGCGCUCAUUGCCAAUGCUACAUAUGUUGGAAGCAUUUUAGUGAGAACCACAGAGUGGAAGAUGAUAAAAGCCAACUUGCCUUGGUUACUAGAUGCUAUUGGCUGUGUGCUGCUCGAUCUCUUUAUAAUCCUUCAGUACGUCUUUUACAAAUACAUGAAGCAGAAGAAAAGCCAGCACUGUGAAGAAGAAUAUUAUGGCGACUAUGUUGAAGCAACUAAACCUUCUUCAUACUGAUCCUAUUGAUAUGUAUAUCAUAUUUUGUAGACAAUUUGUGUCGUAAGGAGUAUGAAAUAAUUUUACAGGAGUAUAGAUUGUAACUGUUCAUGAUUUUAUAUGCUUGAUGAUUUUGUUUCUGAUGCAAUGGAAUUUAGUACUCUCCUC